CCAACAGCUGAGACGCUUUCCUGACUCUUAAAGGGGCCGAGCGGAGUUUACAGGAACUGCUACGGGAGUAACAGCGGAGGAGCUACGCAUUGAACUAUAUUUUUUAAUCAUUCACUUUCUUUUUUCUGAAUGUCUCGGGUGCUUAUAAUUGGGGCUGGACUUACAGGCAGCUUAUGUGCCUGUCUGCUUCGGCGGGAGCUGUCAGACAGAGUUAAAAUAGUGGUCUGGGAGAAGUCCAGGGGCACAGGGGGAAGAAUGUCUACAAGCAGAAGUCCCAGCAACAUGUCUUGCACAGCUGAUCUUGGUGCUCAGUACAUCACUGCUACACCAUAUUAUUCCAGAAUUCACAAAAGCUUUUAUGAAGAACUUCUACUGCAUGAUCUUUUAAAACCACUUGAAGCCACAAUAGAGGGCAUGAUGUUAAAGGAUGAAGGCAGCCUUAACUAUGUAACACCUUCAGGAGUGUCCUCUAUUGUCAAACACUACCUCAAAGAGUCAGCAGGAGCAGAGGUGUGCUUCGGCCAUCACGUCACCCAUGUUUACUGCAGAGGGUCUGGCUGGGAGGUGUGCCGGAAGGGAGGCUCGCCGGAGCAAUUUGAUGUGGUGGUUUUAACCAUGCCCGUCCCACAGAUACUACAAUUACAAGGAGACAUUGGCUCCUUGCUGAAGGACAGUGAGAGGCAGAAGCUGGAGGCUGUCAGUUACUCCUCUCGCUUUGCUCUGGGACUCUUCUACAAAGCCGGCGUGCAGAUCAGCGUCCCCUGGGCAGCCAAGUAUGUCUCCAAUAAUCCCUGCAUUCGCUACAUCGCUAUAGACGACAAAAAGCGCAAUUUAGUGUCAGAUGAAUGUGGGCCCUCUGUGGUCGUGCAUACCUCCGUGCCCUUUGGCCUGCAGCACUUGGAGGAGCCACUGGAGGAGGUGCAGCCUGUGAUCCUUCGUGAGCUCGAGAAAGUGAUGCCUGAACUCCCCGAGCCUGAAAACAUCAAGUGUCAGAAAUGGAGAUACUCUCAGGUGACGGGAUCGGUGACUGACUGCCCAGGGCAAAUCACGCUGCUCUCCAAGCCUCUGCUGGUGUGUGGGGGCGACGCCUUCACACACUCCAAUUUCGACGGCUGCGUCGAGUCUGCCCUGAAGGUCUUUGAGGUUCUGAAGUCGUCCCUCUGAAGCUGAGGAUCGAGGAACUGGCGGAGAAUUUACCAGCAAUUAGGCCCCACCCAUUUCCGGAAGUACUGUACGACGCACAGCAAGACUUUUUUCUCAUUCAUUUUUUUGUUGCAAAACCAAUUACACUGUCUGCUCCAGAUUCAGAGGGAUUAAGAAGAAGACUGAAUGAAGUGUGAAGUAUGAGUAGCAGGGAAAGAAAGCUGAUCCCUUAAAUUGGUGUUAUAUAGGGCAACACUGAGCUCCACGAACGGGCCUUAAGCCACGUUGUAAAUGUUGAACGUGCCAUAAUUCUGCUCAUAUGUUCCUGACCGGCUCCCGGGUUUGAGAUGGAAUAAAAAUAAAACGGAUCCUUCA
Molecule: messenger RNA, 1518 nt
Organism: Colossoma macropomum (tambaqui)
Lineage: Eukaryota; Metazoa; Chordata; Actinopteri; Characiformes; Serrasalmidae
Gene: rnls
Product: renalase, FAD-dependent amine oxidase
Exons: 7
Coding region: 130-1164 (344 amino acids)
Cellular component (GO): extracellular region
Molecular function (GO): oxidoreductase activity, acting on NAD(P)H
Source: RefSeq, a predicted model, not a curated record